Messenger RNA from Epinephelus fuscoguttatus (brown-marbled grouper), 1751 nucleotides. RefSeq lists its product as uncharacterized. The record is from RefSeq and is a predicted model, not a curated record. NCBI's taxonomy places the organism in Eukaryota, Metazoa, Chordata, Actinopteri, Perciformes, Serranidae. The coding region runs from base 782 to 1411 and encodes 209 amino acids. The transcript has 7 exons.
CAGAGAGCCACUAAACAGACCUCGCAUGCUCACCAAAGACAAAAGUGAGCACCAAGCACUCGUGGAACAGAGGACUGGAUUGGCUCUAUUGAUGGCACUCUUCACAUGCAACACGCACCCCUGAAACUUACAACUCAGCUGGAGAUGGGGAGGACGUCAAAGGCAUUAAGAAAUGACAGACUUGGAGCCAACAUUUUUGCGUAGUGCCAUCAACGAGGUCUUGCCUGAACUUGCUGAGGUAUCAAAAGAUAUUUUGGAGGAGACCUUGCAGUCCCUUGGCAUCGAGACGAGUGACGAUUUUCAGUUUCUCGAGGAAAGUGAUUUGUUGACAGCUUUGAGGCCUAUUCAGGCCAGAAAAGUGCUUGCUGCGUGGAAGCUGAGAUGUAAGUAUUCCAGCAUAGGAUGCAGUUAAUGCCCAUAAAAAGACAAAAACAUUCUCAUAAUGUGUCUGUCUGUGGAACAAACUCCUGAAAGUAGCAGCGCAUCUAGUUGUCCAUUGCCAGCACCUCCACCAUCCCUGGAGUCCAUGUCACCGGGCAGUUCAUCUUCAGCAUCUGCCAGCAGCAGCCGAAGCCCUGGUGCUGACUGGGUGGAUACGUACCAGAUUCCAUGGGGCAAGUUCCCAGAAGAACUAAUUCAGACUCUAGAGAAGGGAAAACGGCUGAGCCCUUGUCUAAGAAGGGAGAUGGUCCGCAUUGUCCGCACAGCGUAAACAAGUAAACCGGGGAAAAAUAUAAAAUACCUCCUGGAAGGCUGGCCCUCUUGGUUCAGUGAACUUGGCAUGGGUGUGCAUUUCAAGGAGCUCACAGGAAUAGCGCUCAAAGAAACUUUCAUACAGAAUGUGGACCUGAAGGGAAAACGGCUCCUGAACUACAUGAGUACAGUUUGCAUGAGCAAGAACAAGAAGUUCCUGCAGGCUGCAACAAGGGUGAAAAUGCUGAGAGAUGCUGAGCUGAGCGGCUGCUCCGAAGAUGUGAAAGAAAUGGUCCUGCUGCUGAUGGCCUAUUUUGAGGAAAGGGAAGAGAUGAUGCUUUCUAAUGUGGAGGACACCUGUCUGGCAGGGGAAGUUCAGAUGGACAAGCUCCCCUUAACUCCUGCCAUUAUUGUCUGUGGGCGAUCCUGCUUUACUUCCACACGCUUUAUGCUCAGUGUUGACAGAACCAUUGCUCAAGAGAACAUCCCCUCCUUUGUGUCGUCAGUGUGUAUGAUGUUUGGAAGCUACUACAGCUUCAACAUUCACUAUCCAUCCGAGCUGCCAUCCACCCUAGAGUUCCUGCAGAGGUGCUUUUUCUCCAUAAAUCCUGAGAAGGGCAUGAAAGUAGAGAAGAGCUGUACCUCCCGUCUACACUUGAACCCCAGAGUCCUCACCUUGAUCCAAGACCUUUCAGAUCAUGAGUGGCGGGACAUCUGAAUAUGGACUCAAAUACUUCUUCUCCAUCAACACAGAGGGCAUAGAAGUGGAGAAGAGCAGCAGUUACCGUCUACACUUGAACCCCAGAGUCCUCAUCUUGAAGAAGGUUUCUUAUGGUUGUUUAGUUACUUAAGCUUACAUUAUUAUGUUACAGAUGAAAAUAUUUGUUUGAAGUUGUGACAGUCUGGUUGCACGUGUAUUUCUUUAUAUUCAAUGCCUUUUCCAAAUGAUUUUUUCCAAGAGGAAAAGGAAAGGAAUAGUUUAAAAUUAAGAAAAACAAAACACACACAACUGUUGAAAAGUUUUUGAAAAGUAUUUUGCAUACCUUUUUUUGGACUCC